CAAGAAAUGCAACGACCAUUAUCGAUUCGAGAUAAACCUGGUUACAUUUAUGCGUAUCAAUUAAACGAAGGUCGUUUAUCAGGAGUCAAGAAUUUUGCGUAUUUAAAGAUUGGCCGAACGACCGAUCCCCAUCGUCGAAUGUAUCAGAUAGCCAAUACCUGUGAUCUGGUACCAAAAAUAAUAGAGCUGUUCCCCAGUUUUCCUAAAUCAAAUGGGCCGAUGAUGCCUAACAACCUGGAAGCUUUAGAGGAAGAAGUG
Messenger RNA from Mycotypha africana, 258 nucleotides. RefSeq lists its product as uncharacterized. The annotation marks the transcript as partial. The transcript has a single exon. Lineage: Eukaryota; Fungi; Mucoromycota; Mucoromycetes; Mucorales; Mycotyphaceae. The record is from RefSeq and is a predicted model, not a curated record.